Messenger RNA from Acanthochromis polyacanthus (spiny chromis), 4134 nucleotides. RefSeq names its product protein phosphatase 2, regulatory subunit B', gamma a (gene ppp2r5ca). Gene Ontology annotation, cellular component: cytosol; protein phosphatase type 2A complex; nucleus. Bases 111 to 1688 code for a protein of 525 amino acids. The transcript is spliced from 14 exons. The record is from RefSeq and is a predicted model, not a curated record. NCBI's taxonomy places the organism in Eukaryota, Metazoa, Chordata, Actinopteri, Pomacentridae. Gene Ontology annotation, molecular function: protein phosphatase activator activity. Gene Ontology annotation, biological process: signal transduction; protein dephosphorylation.
CUAGCCAGUUCCCUCCAGCAGCAGAGAGCUUCAUUUUCUGAUCUGCUUUUGUGCUAAAAUGGAGGCUGGCCUCUCGCCCUGAGUGGAUCGCCUUCCUGGUUGAGGUUUAGAUGUUGACAUGCAAUAAAUCUGGAGACAGGAUGGUUGUGGAUGCACCCAAUUCCAACGGGCCUUUCCAGCCGGUGGCUCUUAUGCACUUCAGAGACGUGGCCCCCGCGGAGCAGGAGAAGCUCUUCAUCCAGAAGCUACGACAGUGCUGCGUUCUUUUCGACUUCCUGUCCGACCCGCUGAGUGACCUGAAAUGGAAGGAAGUGAAGCGGGCGGCUCUGAGCGAGAUGGUGGAGUACAUCACCCACAACAGGAAUGUCAUCACAGAGCCCAUCUACCCGGAGGUGGUGCACAUGUUUGCCGUGAACAUGUUCAGAACAUUGCCUCCUUCGUCCAACCCGACUGGAGCGGAGUUUGAUCCUGAAGAGGAUGAGCCAACACUUGAAGCUGCAUGGCCACACCUCCAGCUCGUCUAUGAAUUUUUCCUUAGAUUUUUAGAAUCGCCUGACUUUCAGCCUAACAUAGCGAAGAAAUACAUCGACCAGAAAUUUGUUAUGCAGCUCCUAGAACUUUUUGACAGCGAGGAUCCCAGAGAGAGAGACUUCCUCAAAACUACCCUCCACAGGAUCUAUGGAAAGUUCCUGGGGCUGAGAGCGUACAUCAGAAAACAGAUCAAUAACAUUUUCUAUAGGUUUAUCUAUGAGACAGAGCACCAUAAUGGUAUAGCUGAACUACUGGAAAUACUUGGAAGCAUAAUCAAUGGAUUUGCCUUACCACUAAAAGAAGAGCACAAGAUUUUCCUGUUGAAGGUUUUAUUGCCUCUGCACAAAGUCAAAUCACUCAGUGUCUACCAUCCACAGCUGGCCUACUGCGUGGUGCAGUUUUUGGAAAAGGACAGCACUCUAACUGAGCCGGUGGUAAUGGCUCUACUUAAGUACUGGCCAAAGACUCACAGUCCCAAGGAGGUGAUGUUCCUCAACGAGCUGGAGGAGAUCCUGGAUGUCAUCGAGCCUUCUGAGUUCGUUAAAGUGCAGGAGCCUCUCUUCAGACAGCUGGCCAAGUGUGUGUCCAGCCCACACUUCCAGGUGGCAGAAAGAGCUCUGUACUACUGGAACAACGAGUACAUCAUGAGUCUGAUCAGCGACAAUGCAGCAAAGAUUCUGCCGAUCAUGUUCCCCGCUCUGUACCGCAACUCGAAGACCCACUGGAACAAGACCAUCCACGGCCUCAUCUACAACGCUCUGAAGCUGUUCAUGGAGAUGAAUCAGAAGCUCUUUGAUGAUUGCACACAGCAGUUCAGGGCUGAGAAAAACAAAGAGAAGGCAAAGUCAAAAGAACGCGAGGAGGCUUGGAUCAAGAUCGAAAACCUCGCCAAAUCAAAUCCACAGUUCUCUAUGUAUGUUGAUUCCUCUGACCUCAAUAGUCCUGUAGCAAUGGAGACGGAUGUCCCUAUGAUAGAAGAUGUUCAGAGGUUAAAAAAGACAGUUGAGGAGGGCGCAACUCAGUUGCAGCAUGACCAGCGCAAAGAGCGGCCCAUGGUGCGACGCAAGUCUGAGUUGCCUCAGGAUAUCUACACCACAAAAGCCUUGGAGUCCCACCGCAGAGCUGAAGACAUGUUGACCACCCACGACGGACUCUAGGUCCCACCAUCAGCCGGCUCUUGGUUCAACUGCCCCUUCUACCCUCGACAGCCAUGGACAUCUUCUCCGCCCGGGUGCCAGAGUUACACUGGUGACCCGUGAUGGGCUUCAUCGGUUUUCCCCAGAAUCCUUAGUUCUCCUUCAUUCCUGCUGCCCAAGUGCAGAACACCUGUAUCCACCUCCCCCAGAUUUCUGCUUUCUCAGGUUUUUUUCUUUAUUUGAAGAGGAGUGGGAGUGUGUUUGUGUGUCUUUUAGCCCUUCGCGACAUCCAGCGUGUUUUCCGAUCACUUUCCUCAUCCUUCCUUUUCUCCCUUCCAUCCUCCCCGCCCCCGUGCACUCACUGUAAAUGUGGAACCUGGGAGUACAGACAGCACAACAUAGGUCCUUCAUUCUUUCUGACAAGCGUGUUCACAGUGGACUGGACAUGGAAAAAUAGGAACUGCCUGACUCACUGUCUAAGGAUCAUCUCUUGGUCUCUUCUUGGUUUUCUUUUCUUUCAGAGGGAACAAAAACAGACCCUAUUGUCCAAAUGAAAGACAAGACUUUCCUGUCAUCUGUUGUAUGUUUUCAUCAUUAUUUUGUGCUCUAACAGACAUCUUGUCAGUGCCAAGACUUGUGUUCUUUAUGUUUGUUUCAUGGUUUUCAUCUGUGACUUUUACAGGGAAACUUGCCUUUGUUUCGGGUCACUGGUGUUUGAAAGAUGAUUUUGUUUGUUGUUUUGUUUAGCACACUUAAGACCAAACUGAGGCCUGUCCUUAGCCUUGCAAUGUCCAGGAAAGAUGGCGAGGAAAGAGAAAGUUGUCCUGUGGACAUCUUGACACUUUCCAUUUUAUUGUUUUGUGCCAUAUGCCACUCUUUUAUAUGCUUGCUUCCUUAUGUUCAUUGGCAAUAUUUGAAAACCAGACCAUAGCGAUGCCUAGACAGUUCAAACAAUGGUACUUACUGUGUCUGAGUUUAGCAACUAAAGAUGAACCUGAGUGAAAACUGUGUGCGUGUGCGUGUUUGCUGCCUGUGUUGUAGCAUCGUCCGGGGCUUUGCACCCCUGGCUGUCUACCGAAUAGAAAGGUAUGGGAUGGUUCAGGGUGAGUGGUGGGGUCUAUAUAUAAUUUACUAUAAAAUAAACAGGGAUGAUUAACUUUUUAAUAGAAAUAUAAUUAGAGUUUUAUACUGUGCUGAAUGGAAGAGGUGGCUAAAACAUCUCAAAACUCCUCUUACUGUUGGUUUUUAGCAGGUUUGGACCUUUGCUCAUUAUGUUUCUUCUCAGUGAGCAUGAAAAUUUAUUGUAUGCUAUAAAAAUUAAAUGGUUAAAAAUUAAUUUAUAAAAUAUAGAAGCUAGUAACCUCAGUAGCUGUUCACAAACUUGACAUCAAAUGAUUAAAACACAAAAUGACUCGAUGAGAGCUACCAAAAAACCACAAAGGUGUAGCAUGUUUGUGUUGCUACCAUUCCUAAUGUAGGGGUUUUAUAUAUUGUGUCCUUCUCGGUGAGGAAGUAGUUUAAGGUUGGAAAAUAUUUUCCAGUCAGUACCAUUGUUUAAACUAAGAAGGUCUGCUAGAUUUCUUCAUAUUUGAUGUGUUGUAUUUCUUUGUAUUGUCUCUGGAGGUUAGUAGUGUGGAUGUCAGGUUUCAGAUGAUUUUUUUUCUUUAUUUUUUGGCCGUUCAGAAUGCCCAGUGCUGAAACAGACUGGUAUGAAAUGGCCACAAAAAUGCCAGAUGCUGAAAAUAAACUGACAUUGUGACUUGGCUUGUUAACUGUAUUAAUACUGUAUUUGCUUGAAUGCAAAAAGAUGUAAAUUAAAACUACCAUGUUAAACAUGUACCUUUUACCCUGGAGGAAUGCCAUUCACCGAGCUGAUCGAUUUCUGUUGUCGAGGUCUUUGCGUUUAUGAAACAGUCCUGCUUGCUGGGAGAGAUGUUUUAUGAAUUUUACGAGAUGUUGGAGGUUUCUUUUAGUGCUGAAAAACAAGUCAUCCGUGAUAACAAGAGAUGAUUUUAAAAAUGAUUUGGUGGCUUGUUCUCUUUCUGCAGGAUCUUUGCAGAUCUUUUAAUUUUAACAUAUUUCCAAAACAUGAUAACUUAAAGUGUCCUUUUGUAUGUGACCUGUACUAUAUGAUUCAUUUAAUAUUGUAUAUAUGAUUUACUUUGUUUCAUGUAGUGUUAUAUAUCUAGAUUAAUUUUGUACAAAUUGUCCCUCUGUACAGAAUAAAACAUCAAUAGCAAGUGAAAGAAGUCAAUCUGGCACAUACCGUCUUAUUUCUCCUGUUUCGGCUGUACUGUCAGCAUCUUGAGAAUUUAGAAAAUGCUCUUAUUUUUAUUAUAAAAAAAAAUCUGCAAAGUUUCCUCCCACCUCUAAAAAAAUUGACAAAUGUUCAUGCCCGUUGUGUGCUCCUAUCACUGUCUUUAGUGGUGUAAAACUAUAGAAUGAAUAAAGAGAUUAUUUGAAUAUA